Messenger RNA from Racocetra fulgida, 558 nucleotides. Lineage: Eukaryota; Fungi; Glomeromycota; Glomeromycetes; Diversisporales; Gigasporaceae. The record is from the annotation of a GenBank genome assembly.
AUUAAUUCAGCUGAUGAACUAGUCCUAACCGAACUAAUCUUUGAAAAUGCUUUCGCUGAUUAUGACUAUUCGGAAAUUGUAGCAUUGUUGUCUUGUUUUAUAUUUCAGGAAAAGCUGGAAGAGCAACCAGAACUUAUUCCUAAAUUAGAAGAGGGUAAAAAAACAAUUCGUGACUUCGCACAAAAAGUAUAUGAAGUACAAAAACAAUGUAAACUCACUGAUGAUGCUGGUGAUGCUAAUGUUGUUAAUGAUGGUGUUGAUCUUAUUUUUGAUGACGUUGUUGAUGUUAAUAAAUUUAAUUUUGGCCUCGUUGAGAUAGUUUAUGAAUGGUCAAGAGGGAAGGUAUAUAUAGAUCUCACUGAAGUAAUGGGAGGUUCAAUUGUUAGAUGUAUUACUCGAUUGGAUGAAACAUGUCGUGAAGUAAAAGAAGCUGCAAAAAUAGUAGGAACUUUAUCAUUAUGUAAAAAAAUGGAAGAAGCACAAAGUUCUAUAAAACGCGAUAUAAUAUUUGCUAAAAGUCUGGUACGUAGUGAUAAAAUUUUAAUUCUUAAAUUCUAA